AUGGCGCCGCGCGUGAGUGAUGGCAACGAGACCGACGCGUCCAUGCAGGAUGCGCCGGCUGUGCGGCCACGCCAGUUUGAAGAGGAAAACGAGGAUACACAAGACUACACCGAUUCGGACACGAACCCCAACACGACGGCCAGCAGCGUGACCGGCGACCAUGCGCCCGAGGGCAGGAAGCGCCGGGACGAGGCGAGCCAGCUGCGCCGAAGCAUCUUUGGGCGGAAACACGACCGUUUGGGCGAAUCAAAGGAAGACGACACGAUUCGUCGAUUCCGGUAUCUCCUCGGCUUGACCGACCUCUUCCGCCACUUUAUCGAGACCAAUCCGAACCCCAAGGUGCGCGAAGUGGUCGAGGAGAUCGACCGACAGAACGCGGCAGCAGCCAAGGGCCCCAGGGCGGCCCGCCAGGGUGGCGCCAGCAGCGGACGGCAACGUCGCACGGAGGCUGAGGAGGACGCCGAGCUGCUCAAGGACGAGAAGCGCGGCGGGUCGGCCGAGACGGUGUUCCGCGAGUCGCCGGCCUUCAUUCAGGGCCUCAUGCGCGACUACCAGGUGGCCGGACUCAACUGGCUCAUCUCGCUGCACGAAAACGGCAUAUCGGGCAUCCUGGCCGACGAGAUGGGCCUGGGCAAGACGCUGCAGACGAUCUCGUUCCUCGGCUACCUGCGUCACAUCAUGGGCACCACGGGUCCACACCUGGUGAUCGUGCCCAAGUCGACGCUGGACAACUGGAAGCGCGAGUUUGCCAAGUGGACGCCCGAGGUGAACGUGCUGGUGCUGCAGGGCGCCAAAGAGGAGCGCCACACGCUCAUCGCGGAGCGGCUGGUGGACGAGAACUUUGACGUGUGCAUCACGAGCUACGAGAUGAUCCUGCGCGAGAAGGCGCACCUGCGCAAGUUCGCGUGGGAGUACAUCAUCAUCGACGAGGCCCACCGGAUCAAAAACGAGGAGUCGUCGCUGGCGCAGGUGAUCCGGCUGUUCAACUCGCGCAACCGGCUGCUGAUCACAGGCACGCCGCUGCAGAACAACCUGCACGAGCUGUGGGCGCUGCUCAACUUUCUGCUGCCCGACGUGUUUGGCGAUGCGGAAGCGUUUGACCAGUGGUUCUCGGGCCAGGACCGGGACCAGGACACGGUGGUGCAGCAGCUGCACCGGGUGCUGCGGCCGUUCCUGCUGCGGCGGGUGAAGAGCGACGUGGAGAAGAGCCUGCUGCCGAAGAAGGAGAUGAACGUGUACGUGGGCAUGUCGGAUAUGCAGGUCAAGUGGUACCAGAAGAUCCUCGAGAAGGACAUUGACGCGGUGAACGGGGCAGGCGGCAAGCGCGAGUCCAAGACGCGGCUGCUCAAUAUUGUGAUGCAGCUGCGCAAGUGCUGCAACCACCCGUACCUGUUUGAGGGCGCCGAGCCGGGGCCGCCGUACACGACGGACGAGCACCUGGUGUACAACGCCGGCAAGAUGGCGGUGCUGGACCGGCUACUAAAGCGGAUGAGCGAGCAGGGCAGCCGGGUGCUCAUCUUCUCGCAGAUGAGCCGGUUGCUGGACAUCCUGGAGGACUACUGCGUGUUUCGCGGGUACCAAUACUGCCGGAUCGACGGCAGCACGGCGCACGAGGACCGGAUCGCGGCCAUUGACGAGUACAACAAGCCGGGGUCGGAGAAGUUUGUGUUUCUUCUGACGACGCGGGCCGGUGGUCUGGGCAUCAAUCUGACGACGGCCGACAUUGUGGUGCUCUACGACAGCGACUGGAACCCGCAGGCGGACCUGCAGGCGAUGGACCGGGCGCACCGCAUCGGGCAGACGAAGCAGGUGGUGGUGUACCGGUUCGUGACGGACAAUGCGAUCGAGGAGAAGGUGCUAGAGCGGGCAGCGCAGAAGCUGCGGCUAGACCAGCUGGUGAUCCAGCAGGGACGGGCGCAGAUCGCGGCCAAGGCGGCGGCCAACAAGGAUGAGCUGCUGUCGAUGAUCCAGCACGGGGCCGAGGCCGUGUUCAGCUCCAAGGGCGGCACGGGGACGAUGGCCAAGGGGGCGGUAGCCGGCGGCAGCGGCAGCGGCAGCGGCGACAACGGCAAAGCAAAUGACAAGGGCAACGCGGACGGUGGGAUGCACCUAACGGACGAGGACAUUGACGCGAUCCUGACGAGCGGCGAGUCGCGGACGAAGCAGCUGAACGCACGGUACGAGAAGCUGGGGAUCGACGACCUGCAAAAGUUCACGUCCGAGUCGGCAUACGAUUGGAACGGCGAGAACUUUGCGGCCAAGAAGAAGGACGUUGGGAUGACGUGGAUCAACCCGGCGAAGCGGGAGCGCAAGGAGCAGAUCUACUCGAUCGACAAGUACUACCGACAGGCCAUGUAUGGCCACGUGGGCCAGCCGAAAGAACAAAAGCCCAAGGCGCCGCGGGCGCCGAAGCAGAUCUCGAUUCAGGACUACCAGUUUUACCCGGAGGCCCUGCGCGAGCUGCAGGAACGCGAGACGGCCUUUUAUCGCAAGGAGAUCGGGUACAAGGUGCCGCUGGCCGACGGCGACGAGGACACGCUGGAGGAGCGGCAGGCACAGCAGGUGACGGAGCAGCGCGAGAUCGACGAGGCGAUGGGCUUCGGCGACUGGAACCGACGCGACUACCAGCAGUUCAUCAACGGGUCAGCCCGGUUCGGCCGGACAGACUACGAGAACAUCACGACGGAAGUCGACAGCAAGACGGCGGCCGAGGUGCGGCAGUACGCCAAGGUGUUCUGGCAGCGGUACGAGGAGAUCAGCGACCAUCACCGGGCGAUCAAGACGAUUGAGGACGGCGAGGAGAAGCUGCGCAAGAUUGAGCACCAGCGCAAGAUGCUGCGCAAGAAGAUGCAGCAGUACCGGGUGCCGCUGCAGCAGCUCAAGAUCAACUACUCCGUCUCGACGACGAACAAGAAGGUGUAUACGGAGGAAGAGGACCGGUUUCUGCUCGUGCAGCUGGACCGGCUGGGCAUUGAUUCGGAGGGCAUCUACGACAAGAUCCGCGACGAGAUCCGCGAGAGCCCGCUCUUCCGGUUCGACUGGUUCUUCCUCAGCCGAACGCCCAGCGAGCUGAGCCGGCGCUGCACGACGCUGCUGACGACGAUUGUCAAGGAGUUUGACGACGUGAACACGACGACGACGGCAGCGAUAGGCAAGCCGAACGGCCAGAGCAACGGCCACGGCAACGGCAAGCUGAAACGGGAGGUGGAAGACGAAGAGAACGACGAGGACAGCGUGCUGGGCAUGGCACCGCCGAAGAAGAAGGCGAAGAACGGGGCAAAAAACAAAGCACUAGAUCAUGUCAAGUCCAACGGCACCAAGACGCAGUCGGCAGCCAACUCGCGGGCGUCCAGCGUGGCCUCGACGCAGUCCAACGCAGGCAACGCCAAGAGCAAGUCCAAGGGCAGGAAGAGGUAG
Molecule: messenger RNA, 3417 nt
Organism: Grosmannia clavigera kw1407
Lineage: Eukaryota; Fungi; Ascomycota; Sordariomycetes; Ophiostomatales; Ophiostomataceae
Product: snf2 family helicase
Exons: 5
Coding region: 1-3417 (1138 amino acids)
Biological process (GO): regulation of transcription by RNA polymerase II; nucleosome organization
Cellular component (GO): chromatin; nucleus
Molecular function (GO): ATP binding; histone binding; ATP hydrolysis activity
Source: RefSeq, a predicted model, not a curated record